UUUUGCCCACUUUUUGUUCUUUAUCUUUUUGAUUCACUUAGAAGACAGUUGAAUUUUUGCGAUAUAAGCUGGAUAUAGUUUGGAUAUAUUUUUUAUUUCUCUAUUUUUUUUAUCUCUUUCUUUGGUUUUGAAAGUUUUUUGCAACAAAAAUCAAAAGAAUAACAAGAGAAAGAUAAUGUCUGAUCAAACUCCACAAAUCAGAGAAGCUUUUGUUAGAAAUGCUGUCGAGUUUCUUAAAAAUCCCCAAAUUGCUGCUGCUUCAUUAAAUAAGAAAAUAGAAUUUUUGCAAUCUAAAGAGUUGACAGAUGAUGAAAUAGAAGAAGCAUUAAGAAGAAUUAAAGAUCAAAAUGAUCCAAAUCUUUCAACUACUGAAAGUAUUCAAAAUGACCAAAAUGUUCAAAAUAUUUCGUCGAAUGAAUCCACAAGAUCAACUGCAACAUCAGUACCCACUCAACCAAAUCCACCAAAUAACAGUAACUCUUCCAACAAUAUUGCUCCUAGCCAGACUCAGACUGCGUAUCAAAAUCAGAAUGCCAAUAAUCCCAACUAUAUUUCCAAUCAAAACCCUAAUUUGAAUCGAAAUUUAAAUCGAAAUUUAAACCAGAAUGAUAAUGCUUUUAACAGCAGCUAUUAUCAAAACUUACCACCACCACUACCCGAAAGAGACUGGAAAGAUUAUUUUAUAAUGGGAACAACAACUAUUGGUUUAUGCUACGGAUUAUAUAAAGUGUUUAAUAAAGUACUAAUCCCGUCAAUAUUACCGCAAAGGAAAAGUGAUAUUGAGGUUGACAAGGAAUUGAUUUCUGAAGAAUUUAAUAGAAUUGAAAAUUUAUUGAAAAAAAUUGAAACCGAUUCAAACUUGUUGAAAAAAAACGAUGAAUUAAAAUCAAAUGAAAUCGAUAAAACUUUACUAGAUAUUCAAUCUUUAACCAUUAAUUCAAAGGAAAAGUCAAAUAAAAUUGACGAUGAUUUAAAAUUAAUCAAAUUAGAAAUUGAUGAUAUUAAAAAUAAUUUGAAAAAUUCUUUUGAUAAAAAUAAACUCUUGAUUAAUUCAGAAUUAUCUGAUAUUCAUAAAGAAUUAUCCUCAUUGAAAAAACUAAUAAUUUCAAGAAAUGUUAAUAACAAUAAUAAUAACAAUAAUAAUACCAAUAAUCAAAAUAGCAAUAUUUAUAACAAUGGAUAUAAUAAUAACAACUCAAAUGGAAAUAGUAAUAGCAACCUGAUAGCCUCUUAUUCAAAUGGGGGAUUAAAUAGAACCCUUUCUUCAAUUCCAUCUGUAUCUCAAGUUUUGAGCAAAAAUAAAAUCAAACCUAUUUUAAAUGGCUCAAGUGACAGUAUAAGUUCUAAUCUUACUUCUGCUACUAUCCCAAAUAUCAAUACCGGCAAUAGUAAUAAUAUUAGCAAUAAUAAUAGUAACAAUAAUGAAAUAUCAUCUACAGUUGCAACUACUAAUAAAAAUCCAGAAAAAUCGAAUAUCCCUGAAUGGCAGAAAAUAAAAAAUUAGCAUAAAUAUAUAUAACUGAAUUAUUUCACUAAUUAAUUAAUUAUUUUUUCAUUUUAUUCAAUAAAAAUUUUAAAAAAUAGAAAGUUUCAAUCUAG
Messenger RNA from Ascoidea rubescens DSM 1968, 1599 nucleotides. It is a transcript of the gene PEX14, whose product is annotated as Pex14p. NCBI's taxonomy places the organism in Eukaryota, Fungi, Ascomycota, Saccharomycetes, Ascoideales, Ascoideaceae. The transcript has a single exon. Gene Ontology annotation, biological process: protein import into peroxisome matrix, docking. The record is from RefSeq and is a predicted model, not a curated record. Gene Ontology annotation, molecular function: signaling receptor binding. Gene Ontology annotation, cellular component: peroxisomal membrane; peroxisomal importomer complex. The coding region runs from base 176 to 1504 and encodes 442 amino acids.